CCAUUUUGUACUUAGUCCUCAUCACACGCUUCAUUCAUUCAACUUCCCUUGAGUGAAGCAACUCAAGCUUCAUUCAUUUGGUUAUAUAAGUCUUGAUCCUCUAGAUCAAACAAAUUAUUGAAGAAAUUAAAACCCAAAAAACAAAAAAAAGGUUUGAUGGGUACCUUAGAAGAUGAGAAGCUGUUCCAAAUGGUACAUGAUUUUCUGAAAUCUGAAUCUUCAUCAGAAAAUCCUGUUUCUUCAUAUGAAAGCUUGCCCUCCAACCAUCAUUAUGCUAAGCAUUACAUUUUGCAGGAGAUUGUAGAGAGUAGGAAUGCAGUUGAAAAUGCUGUCUUUGGAUGUGUGUUGAAGAAUUUGAGGAUCAAUAAAAUCAAAGCGGCAGACAAGAAUUCUACCAGCUUGAAGAAAUGGCUUGUGAUGAGACUCAGAAAGAAUGGUUUUCAUGGCGCUUCACUUUGUCGAACCUCUUGGCUUACUAUUUCAGGUUGCCCUGGAGGGACUUAUGAGUAUAUUGAAGUUGUGAUUCAAAGUUCAUCAUCAUCAUCAUCACCAUCGAUUCGACUGAUUUUAGACAUUGAUUUCAAGUCACAAUUCGAAUUAGCCAGGCCAACACCAACUUACAAGGAGCUCUGUGACAAGCUGCCUUCCAUUUUCAUUGGUGAUGCCCAGAAGCUUUCUAAAAUCAUCUCAAUACUCUGUUCUGAAGCAAAACAAUCACUCAAAGAAAGAGGUCUUCAUAUCCCUCCAUGGAGGACAGUGGCUUACAUGCAAUCCAAAUGGCUUGCCAACCCUCAAAGGGUAUCUUUCAAUCAAGUUAAAGAAGUAGUAAAUCAGUUUAGCCCACUGGGUACGGCUCUAACUCCUUUAGUGAUGAGGAAAGGUGAUCAACAGAGGGAUGAUUGUGUUGUGGGAAAGUCAUCAUCGGCUUUGUCUAGUCAACUUGCUAAUUUGAGCACAAAAUGCUUCUGAUUUGUGAGUUUUUUUGGGGGGGGGGUGUCUACCUUUUUGGGGUUGAUUUUCUUUUUCCUAGCUUCCUGGUUAGUUUGCCUCAAAAGGAUCUAUGUGGUGAUAGGUGCUAGAUUAGGUCAAUUUUGCAGUAGCUAGCUUUACUUACUUUGAAGGGAUUUAUGUUGCUCUUAGGCAUCUUUUCAUGAAGUGACAAUCAAGAAAGUGCACUUCUAACCAAAUUUGGAUAGUACUGUUACAUUUAUUCAAUUGACCAUAUGAUAGCAGAGGAAACUUCAAACAAAAAUGGAGUAAACCAAGUGCAAAACCCUUUCCAAAAUUGUAACAACUUUUUUUUGGGUCCUUCCUUGGUAAAGCAAUGAUUAAGAAUUUCUAUAAUUGAGUAUUGAACAAAAUAGCGUUUUAUGGCAUUUCAUUAGAUCCAGAAUGCGAUGCAAUAUGGUGCCGAGUAAACACCUUAGAAGAAUUAUUUGAGACCGGAAUUUUGAGUUCUAAGAAAAAUGAUUCUCUUCACCAAAAAAUAGUAUAAACCUAGGCAGCAUAAUGCUAUUUUUAAAGAGCUUUAUGGAUCCUAUCCCAUUCAACAUGGAAUGUAUAGUACUCUAUAUGUGACUUCUGUAAUCACAAUACAAUGUAUAAGAACAAGAAAACCCAAAAAAAAUUGGAAGAAUCAUUUGAAGGAUGCAUCGGACUUAAGCCUCAGGAACUUGACAGAGAUGCUGUGGUUAUAGCAGGUGGUGUAGGGUAGUAAAAUGGUUCAUCAGUCCAGUUUUUCUCACCCCAAUGCCUUAACAUACUCUUCCAGUUGCAUAAUCUGUCGAUGCAUUUCUUCCGACGAGGAUCUUUAACCUUCAGUUUCCAAUGUCCAUCUGUAUAGUUUGCCUUUUCUGCUUCCCUUCUGUCCCAUUCCAUCUGCGCUUUCUGUUUUGAACUCAACAGGCAGAACUCCUGCAACCUCCUUGGCAUCGCGUCGUGUACUCUCCACCAACUUCUGUGAGCAAUGUCGCUUGCGAAUUCCUGUAAUAUGUCGACGUUCCAGUUGCAGUCAAAAUCGCGGUAGCACAACCACGGUUUGUAGCCUAAGUAGUGAAGGACAUAAAGAAUUGGUGGCUCUGCCCCGAACAGGCGGAUCUUCUUCUGUUUCGCUUCUUCCUCAUCACCAAUCCAGAAAUGUUUCAAGAAGUUCAUGUGUUUCGGGAUUCUGUGCCACCAUGUGAAGAUUUCGUUCAAGUAUCCUUGGUCUCCACCGUUGUAGGAUUCAAUCUCGUUGAUGUGAUCCAUUAGGAGCUGGAAUGUGCAGUUUGAUGGCUCAAUAAUCAUGACCCCUGAGUUAAAAAGCGUACCGUUGUUUCCUGUAGCCGAAAUCUGUGGCAUUUUGAAUAGGAAAUCGAUGUUUCUGAGGAUCAGUAAAUCAGCAUCAAUGAAGAUGAUUUUGUCAUAGUCUGUCAGCUGCCAAAGUCUGAACUUGCUGUAGUUCCAUUCAUUGUAUGCAUCUUUUUCAGCUUUCGGAUUCCUUAUCCUCUGUAUUGUCCUGAUUUUCCACCCUGCAGCUUCAAGUCCACUUCUAUGAUACUCACUUAUUGUGUCAUCUACAAGGAUAACAAGAUCCCUUGUCGAUCCUGCCAUGCGAAUACUUUGGGCUGCAGCGAUCGCGCCACAAACAUAGACAUGGGCUGAAUGAAGUAUUGUCGCGUAUGCUUCACGAGGUCUUUUGACUGCAUACUCUUGUUCUGUUUCAAAAAUUUUACAAGUAAAUGCAUAUAAGGAAAUGUUCCUUUUUGCAAAUGAGGAGAAAAGUUAAUUUGGUUUAAGGAUAAGAACUUACCAUUGGCGCCAUGGGGGAGCGCGAGUUCACAUGAUCCCACCGGGAGCUGAAUCUUUUCUCUCAGAGAAUUCAAAUUAGGUUCGUACAACCAUGAGUUACCCUGGCGGGCGACAAGUUCUUUGCAAGGGAAAAGAUUCGGUAUUGGAAAACAUUUGGUCGAAAACAGCAGAUGAACCGGGUGGUUCCCUUUGAAAGAUGCUGCUAAACCAGCUGCAGCAAGUUGCAAAUGGAGCCUAGCAACAUCUCUUGACCAGUUACCAUUAUUUUGGCAAGGAAGCUUGACUGCGACAAGGUCAAGCCUCUUUUCAGGAACUUCAAUCUUUGGAAAAGACGGGCAAGUAGGUACUUCAUCUUCUUGUUCUUCAUCAAUCCACUCAGGAUACAAGAUAUCCCAAGUAAUGUUUUUAUCCGCAUGGUCUAGAUUCAGGGUUGUAUGAUCAGCAAAGGGCAUGACUUGCUUCCAUUGAAAGAUUUCAGUUUCAUUAAAAUUAAGAAGGCCGAUUCUGUGAAUGCUAUUCUGGUCCGGGAUCUUCUGUACGACUUUUAUGAUCUCAUCCCAAUUGACAUCAAGAUCUGAUUUGUAUCUAGGAUCAAAUCCACCCCAUAUCCACCUGUUCACAAAAUGUUGCCUGCAUAAGUUAUUCAUCAAUGGAAACUGAGAUAUCAGGCUCAUCCUGACAAACCAUUUUCUCAGAUGUAUUUGACUUCAAUUGUAUACAAAUUUUACAACUUACCGGGAAACAGUCCGGGAAAUG
Molecule: messenger RNA, 3546 nt
Organism: Oldenlandia corymbosa var. corymbosa
Lineage: Eukaryota; Viridiplantae; Streptophyta; Magnoliopsida; Gentianales; Rubiaceae
Source: the annotation of a GenBank genome assembly